CGCUAGUUUUUUAUGCCGGUCGGUUCGAGUUGGUAUAACAUUACGUGUGACGGGGUGCGCCGCCGCUGUGCGCCCACCUACAAAAUACAGUAUUUUUAAUAAUCAAAAAGGCUCGUCGGGAUGACGCAACCGCUGAGUGACGAAGACUGGAGGGUGUUCGACAUUCUUUGCGGCCAAAAAAUGGAUUCUGAAGAUAACAUAAGCAAUCACGAGAUGAUAUCCACUUUGAAAAGCGAGUUGGCUGCAUUGCAGUUCAAAAGAGAUCGCCUUAUGUCCGAGCUGCAAGACACCAAAGGGCAGCUUCGGACUAGAGAUCAAAGAACGGUAGAGCUCGAGGCCGAAACGGAAAUGUUGAAAGAGCAGCAAGUUAGACAAAAUUCGAUCAUUGCCAGCCUGAGAAAUAGAAUAAAAGAAUUGGAGGACCAAGAGAGAUCGUUGACUACGUCAUUGGGAAGAGCAGAUAUGUCAUCCGAAUCUUUAGCUAGAGAAAAUCGCCAUCAAGCAGACAGGUGUUCCGAGUUAGAACGGAAAAUCGAUUUAUUGGAAUUAAACUGUACUAAAGCUGAAAACGCGAGAGACUCUGCAAGAAGAUCAAUGUCAGAGUUUGUAAGUAGAGCAUCGAUGGCGUUAGGGUACGAGUCUUUGAAUUCAGAUUCUCCAGCCGCUGUUGAUGUGGUCUUAUCCAAAGCAUCGGAAAUGCAUCAGGAAUUAAACAGAUUGCGUCGUAAAAAUAUUUCUGCCAGUGAAAAUUUAACCUCGAUAGAAGUAGAAUUGAGGAACUGUAGAGAACAACUAGAAAGGGCCUUGGCUGAUAAAGAAAAUCUUCAAAGACAGGCUGCUGGCCAUAUUCUCGAAAUAGAUAAGUUAAAACAAGAGAAAGAACAUUUGGAAAUGCAACAGAGAGUAAUGGAACGUGAUUUAUCCGAACUCAGAGAUAAACUGAUGGCAACCAAUAGGAGUUUAGGUGUCGCGUCUAGCAAUAUAGCCAGUCAGGAAGCCACUAUAUUCACUCUUCGAAAUGACUUACGAGGACACGAUGAGAGGUGUCAAAAAAUGCAGAUUGACAUGCAACACUUUUUGGAGUCAUUGGCCGUGUGUCUGACGUCGGCGGAUGGAUAUGUUCAGUCCACUGAGAGCGGUGUCAAAGAUGCGGUGAAGAGGCUAGUCAACGAGUUAGCUACUAAGAGCACACUGCACGGGGAAUCCAAGGAUAGGAUAAUCAGUUUGACCGACCGGGUCGAACGGCUGCAGAUUGAUCAGGACAGAUUGGCGUCGGAAAACCGAGUGUUGACGGACGAAAAACGCAACUUGGAGACUCGAUUGAACCACACCGAGAGCGAACUCAAUGUGUGUGAAAUGACCAAAGAACAUUUACGUAAUGACAAGACAAUCUUCGUUACAUUCCUCGACAAACUAUCAAGAGCCAUGCACAUGGACCAGAUAGCGAAGGACGUGGGCGUGGACUUACACACGGAAUCGCUGCUGCUACGCGCCGAACAGCUCGCCAAAUUGGAAUACGAUAAAAACAUCGACAAGUUACUGCUCGGUUACCCUUAUACGUCGUCGUCGUUGUCCAGACAUCGUUUAUAUUGCGAUUUUCCUUACAGAGAAAGCGCUUUAGUUUAUCAACUGCAACGACGCGUACGUACGUUAAGGGACCAACUGCAAAGACGUGAUCUCCAUCUCGAUUUGUUACGUAAGAAAAUCAGUGUCCAAGACGAGAGUACAAAAAUACGCACACUCUUGGAAACAGAAAGAGAUGAAGCUAAUAUACGGGCUAAAAAGUUGCAAAAACAAUUGGACAAAGCACAACUACAGUUGACAGAAUGCAGAGCGCAGAUCCGAGACUUGAAACUACAACUAUCCGAUGCUGGAGAUUGUAAGUUGACUUCGUUGGAAAGAGCUAAGAAAAUCGAUGAUCUCGAAAAACGUCUCGUCGAAUCGGAGAUGUUGCGGAUGCGUUUUUCACGAAAAGUCACUGUACUCAAAGAACAAUUGAAGUCGACUUCCGAUUGUCAUAACCAAGACAAAACUCUGAACGAGCACACGAUGCGAGUGCUACAGGACGACCUAUCGUCGAUAAAAUUCCAAUUGAGCGAAGUGAAACGUCGAGAAUGUUCUCUCGAAGAUCUCCGACGGACGGUGAUCAGCCUGCUGGCGCUGGACUCGUCGUGCACCGACUACGAGAUCACGUCGAAAAUAACCAAACUGGUGGCCGCCCACCGAGAGUUUUCCAUCCUGUCAAAGAGGUACGACGACCCACUGCCAUCUUACGUUCACCUGCCACCACCCUCCGAGUCGUCAGACCCGUUGACGGUUGAUGACUUUGAGAUCCUGAAUAACGCGUACAACAAACGUCCACAGAGGAAGACCUGAACGACGACUUCGACGCCUCACCCGGUUCAAGACGUAUAGACUUCGACGAGUAGAUUUUACUUUGAAGUCCUUACACCUAUGCGACCUGUGCAUAUGAUAUAUUCAUUAAUCAUUAUUCGUGUAUACAGGGAAACACGCGUGAAUAAUCAUAAAAUCCUCCACCUUCGCAUAUAUACGCGUUCCGCCGCGUAAAAGUAUCACUGUCAUUAUUGUUAUACAGUAUAUAUACCCGUAAUACUGUAUAAUAUAAUAUUAUUAUAUGCGGUUAGAUUGUUCGUCAAUGCGUACCUAAAACAUUGUCGUGUCUACGUUUUUCACACAUUUUUCGACUUAAAAUAAUAUUUAAUCUAUUUUAUCGAUAUUUUUAACGUCUACUAUGAAAUGGUAGAAUAUGUUUAGCUUUGUUUUUAAAUCGAUCCGUGCCCAAACUCUUGGGUGUUUUGAGUUUUUCACUAUUCUGUAUAAUCAUACACUUUGACAUUGUACAUAAUGUUUUUAAUCUAUCGCUGAGAAUAGGAUAAAUAGUUAUAAUUUAUAUUUAAUUCAUAAUAGUGCUGCGCAGUGUUUAAUAUAGCCGCAACCGUUUUAAAUGCGUUAUCUGUGUGAUUUUUUUCGAAUCAUCUUUUCGAUUAAUGUUCACCGUGCGUUAUGCAAGUAUAAAAAUAUUUGAUAGUUAUGUUUAAUAUUAUGAAAAUAGCGUUUAUAAAUUUAAAAUAUUUAAAUAAAUGCAUCAGAUGAAUUUCGUAUUUCUGCCAUAUAGAUAUAUUAUAAUGACGUGUUUUCAGUGUAGAUUUAAUUUGUGAUAGACGAGCAAAGAUGAAUUUUACGAGAGGUCUACUCGACUAUUAUAGGUACACGUAAAUUUUAGUUCAUUUUCAAUUUAAUACGCGAUGUUUGGUAUUCUAAAAAUUCUAUACUACAUUGUUACGGAGCAUGAUUGAGUAGUUUAUGAAAUAUUAGAAAGCGGACGUUAAAAAUGUAAAAGAUUUUUAACAAAACGUAAUUUUAAUAAUGUUAUAUAUUUUAUCGCUUUUAUUGUAUCAUACUUAUAUAGGUACUGUGAUACAUCAAAGCUGAGUGUUUAUUUUUGUUCAAUUUCUAAAUCAUUAAUUUAAUAUUUGAAAAUUGUAAUGCAUAUCGUUGAAACCAUGUGUUCAUACUUCAUAGUUUAUACUAUAAUAUACAAUAAACAAAUAAUUAAAAUAUAUGUAUGUACAUUGGUAUUAACUGUUAUGUUUUAUAAUGUAAGUACACUGUUAUUACUUAUUCGGUAUUCCUAUUAUUAUUGUAAAUAUAUUUUUGCCUGGCGUUUCUUGAUAAUUAACUUAUUUAUUUCUGUGGUGGUAUGAUUUGUAUUUUGGUUGGUUUUUACUGACAUAGAUUGUUAGAUUAGGUUAAGAGUAGCUACUCUUAGUAGCUAUUACUAUUGUGAAAUUUGUUCAGUUGUUAUUUGAAAAUGUUGUAUAAGAUGCAACUUGCUGAUUAUAGUGAAAUAUAUAUUGUAUAUAAAUCGUUAAAAUCACCUCAUAUUUUUUCUAAUUAUUAAUAAUUCCCUUUGAUAAACGUUAUGAAUCAAUGUAAAAAUAACCAAGAAAUGAGAAUGUAAGAUGUUUGUUUAGUAUACAUACUGUAUUGUACAUUAAUUGCUCAAAUGUAUCUCUCUAAUGGGUAAUUUGUAGACAAAAAUUUUAAUUCAUUUUAUAUUCUUAAGGUACAUUUUUAA
Messenger RNA from Rhopalosiphum padi (bird cherry-oat aphid), 4099 nucleotides. RefSeq names its product coiled-coil domain-containing protein 170. Bases 121 to 2376 code for a protein of 751 amino acids. The transcript is spliced from 15 exons. The record is from RefSeq and is a predicted model, not a curated record. NCBI's taxonomy places the organism in Eukaryota, Metazoa, Arthropoda, Insecta, Hemiptera, Aphididae.